Molecule: messenger RNA, 3342 nt
Organism: Babesia microti strain RI
Lineage: Eukaryota; Apicomplexa; Aconoidasida; Piroplasmida; Babesiidae
Product: E3 ubiquitin-protein ligase TRIP12
Exons: 4
Coding region: 1-3342 (1113 amino acids)
Biological process (GO): proteasome-mediated ubiquitin-dependent protein catabolic process; protein polyubiquitination
Molecular function (GO): ubiquitin protein ligase activity
Source: RefSeq, a predicted model, not a curated record
AUGGAGGGUGAAGCACCAAAAACCAAACGCAACACUUCCUACCGCCGAAAACUCAACCGUUCCGUAUCUCAAAGGGCGGAAAAUGAUCGUUCUCGUGGAAAUGACAAAGGUGACGAUAAGUUGAGGCAAAGAACCUCUCUUUUUGACAUACCCAAUUGGUCUGAAGUCUUGGGUCAUUUGCGCGGAGGCGCAUUACAAGCAAUUAUGCUCAACGACCUAAAUGAAUUGCUUUCAUAUGCCACAGAAGAUCUCUUGUUUGGUUUUGAUUGUCCAUCUUUCCUACAAACCCUUUCCCAACUUCUACAACAACCGCAAGAAGACUUUAAUAGCCCAGAUUUGGCACCAAUGCACGUGGAUCCAAAUUUCCAAAUGGCAUGUAGUGAUUGUAUACACAUGAUUUUGGAUAUAUUUCCUGAAGAAUCCAAAUUUUUUGAUUCCAACCCUAAAAAUUUUGGGUUCAUCACCUCUAUGUUGGCACAACUUGAAUAUGUUGAUCUUGGUGAAAAAUUGCUCGCUAUCAUUGAUAAAAUUAGCAAGGAAUGUCCUAAAGUAUUAAUUACCUCGAAUGUAAUACCAAAUAUAUUGAAAUACAUAGAUUUUUAUCCAAUAGCAACUCAAAUCUUGGCCCUAGAAACUAUUUCUAGAGCAUUAUCUGCUGUUAGUUCGAUUUCCAACUACGAUGAAUACGUAAAACCGUCACUUUUACCAAUAACUCAAUUUAUGCUCCACCAAAAUGAACGAAUCCGUGAAUCAUCUCUACUCUGUUUCAAAUGUUUGGCCUCCAAUAAUAUGAUUAAUGACAUUAAUGUUACCAUACCUUACUUGGUAUUUCAUAAGAUGAAGGAAUUGCUUGAUACGGAAGUUGCAAUUGCCAAUACACUUCAUAAUCAUGGAGAUUUUAAGAUUUCUAAAUCCGUGCUAGAUGUUGUGGAUAUUUCUGCUGCCUUUAUAUCAUCAUCGAAUUGUUCCGCUGUUAGGAAUGCCGAACAUUCAGGAUUGGUUGAGAGUAUUGCUAAAUUGUUUGGUAUUUUUGUGCCAAAAAAUUACCGUGCGACAAAUUUAUUCGCUAUAACUCGACUAUUGCGUUUCCUAGAUGAUCUAAUCUCAACCACUACCACUAGUAGUGCUGUUAGUUGUAAUCAAAAAAUAUUGAAUCAUUUUAGCCGUGAAACAAUUAAACAACUGCUAGGUGUGACUAAGUGUUCGAUGAUUAAAUCCUUUGAACACGUGAACAAGUGGCUAAAUUUGGAUGAUUGUAUGUACGAUUUUAGUAAAUAUACUGCCAUUAAAUUGCCUAUAAACUGCAUGAACAAGCAAAUACAACUGGAACUUGUGGCUAAAGGUGAAACUACACGACUGUUAUCCCAUCCAUUCGUGCCAUUCAGUCGAAUAGUUUCUUACAUUCUCAAAAAUGAGCAAGUAAAUCUGCCAUUUCAACUCUCCUUAAAUGAUUCCAAACACCCCAAUCCAAUUGUUGUGACAAUCGACACAGAAGAACAUAAAUCUUUGCUUUUGGAGGUUCUACUGAGGGUCACUAAGGGUAAAACGAUCGAGGAUAUUUGGCAAACACCACAUGUACUAGAAGUUAUAUAUCCAUUUGAUUAUAAGCAAGCGGAUAAUUGUUGUUUCAUGGACUGCAGAAUAAAAAGGUUAUUCACUAAUGGCCGUGAUAGAUAUGAUAAGUUUGAUCCCCAAUAUGAAUUAUUCAAAUUGUCAAUUAAGAAAUUCAUCACAGAAGGUGCAGCCAUUGGUGAACGUGAAAACGAUCUAUUUGACAAACUGAUGAAGGAUAAUACAAAGUUAUCAGUCUUUACGCCCCAACAGGUUGAAAUGUUGGUGAUAAAUGAACUAGCGGAUACUGCAAUGCUAGGGGUUCAACCAUGGAUAAUUGAUGCAGUCUCGAUGAAACCCGAGGCAUUUUCACUCCCCCUUCGUCGCUUACUAUUUUACCUAGAAGCAUCAAAUUUAUCUCGUUCAAUAGCCUACAUUCAGAAUAUCAUCAAAACUUCACUGGAUACUCGAUUGAUAGUUUCCAAUAGGGAAAACGGCUCUAGCAUUACCAGUGCCUUGGCAUCGUUUGAAAUGAGACUACUGAGGCACUAUCAUCAUACACUCAGCGCUAGCUCCAAUAAAGCAUUUUCAGACAAUGCUGAGUGCCGAUUGACUGAUCGCGUAAAGGUCAAUUUAGAUCGCAAUAAUUUGUUACGAGGCGCGGCAGAGGCGUUUAGGCAAAUAAAUUUUGAUACCCAACCUAUCAUCGAGUUUUGCCUCGUUGACGAGAAUGGAAUAGGGACUGGGCCCACUCUUGAGGUUUACAACCUAAUACUAGAACAGUUAAGGGAUUUGUCUGAAACAAUCGUACCUUUAUUCUCUCCACAAACUAGCAAUGGUUAUUUCCCAUCGCCGCUAAAUCAGGAUGUGUUUACUGUUGUAGAUGAGGAUGUUUUGCCCUUCUUCGACACGACGCUGGGCGAUUAUGGUGAAGUUGAUAGUGUGAAUAAUUACAAGAGAUUGGUGUUUGGUUGGUGGUAUUUCAUUGGCCAAUUGGUGGCUUGUGCUAUGAUUGAUCAGAGACCCUUGGACAUUCGUUUAUCUCCCCUAUUUUGGUCUUUAGUGAUGACCGACAAUGACGUCACAACCAUUCCAUUCACUAGGGUAUAUAAUGUUAAAUCAGCUGGAAUUUGCAUCAAUAAUGGCAUAACUAAGUACCAUCCCCUGAAAAUACUAUCACUUCUGGAUUAUGAAAUGGCUAGAUCACUGGCCAAUCUGCAAAUUUUGACUCCCAAACAUUUAAACGAAUAUCUCACAGAUCGUGGAUACAAGGAUUUGGAUAGCUACUAUAAAGAUAUUGUAUCUGAUCACUUUGACAAAUAUUCUGUCUCAAUAUUUGCCUUUAGAAAGGGAUAUUCGACGGUUUUGCCCUUAUAUGCACUAAAUUUGUUUAAUAGUGAUGAACUGAGUGAUUGGUGGAAUAAUGAUUAUAUCAGAUUUGACUUAAAUGAAGCUAGGAACUAUAUUAUGGCCGAUCAUGGGUACACUCAGGAUUCUAAACCAUUUGUAUGGUUACUGGAAGUGUUGAGUGAGUUGAGUUGUGACGAAAUUAGGUUAUUUCUAAAGUUCUGUACUGGAUCGCCCAUUCUACCACACGGAGGGUUUAAAAACCUAAAGCCCCUUAUGUGCGUUGUAAAAAAACCUAUUGAAUCUAACCAACCUUGCGUUCUCCCUAGUGUCAUGACCUGUACUAAUUACCUGAAGCUUCCUGAUUACCCUACCAAAGAAAUGCUCAAAAAAAUGCUGUUGUAUGCUAUUAAUGAAGGGCAGAAUGAGUUUGAACUGUCAUAA